UUGUGCACCAGCUGCAAAAGGCUCCAGCUGUCUUGCCUCCUACACACACUCAGGUGUCAGAAAGACAUGGGUAACUCAACAGGAUGCACCGUGGACGACCUGCAGGCGGUGGAGAUGCACCUCUGGUACAAGAAGUUCAUGACCGAGUGCCCCUCGGGUCAGCUCACCCUGCACGAGUUCAAGCAGUUCUUCGGGCUGCGAGGGUUGGACCCCGAGGCCAACGCCUACAUAGAGCAGAUGUUCCGCACGUUUGACAUGAACAAGGACGGCUACAUAGACUUCAUGGAAUAUGUGGCCGCGCUCAGUCUGGUGAUGCGAGGAAAGAUGGAGCACAAGCUGCGCUGGUAUUUCAAACUUUAUGAUGUGGAUGGCAACGGCUGCAUUGACCGACAUGAGCUCCUUAACAUCAUAAAGGCCAUCCGUGCAAUCAAUGGAAAUGAAAAUCAGGACUUAUCUGCUGAGGAGUUCACUAACCGAGUGUUUGACAGAAUUGAUAUAAAUGGAGAUGGCGAGCUUUCCUUGGAAGAGUUUGUGGCCGGUGCUCGCACUGAUGAGGAUUUCAUGGAGGUGAUGAUGAAAAGUCUGGACCUCAGCCACAUUGUUGCCAUGAUCCACAACAGGAGGCACAGCGUUUAGGACCUGCCCAGCCGACUGCCUCAUCCUCAUUCAUGAUAUAAACCAUGAGCUCAGUGUUGCCUCUGGUAAAAAAAGUAAUUUAUAGACUAAGAUUUCUAUUGAGAUUAAAUCCAGUUUAAUAUAAUGCCAGUGUACCGCAAACACUGACAUUUCUUAUUUUUAAUCUCUGAAAGAGAGACACACAUGCACUUUCAAUGCAUUUGGAUGACUCAGUCAACCUUUGCAAACUGGUCAUUGUAUUUGUUUAAUGCUGCUGAGCUCUCCCAAGGGCACCUUGGCAUAGGGAUGAUCUCUCAGACAGUCCACCUACCCACAGAUACCCAGAGGAAUAAAAGAGGGAGAUAGUGAAGUAGAGUGGCAAUUAUAUGCACUCAAUGCUUUCCCAGUCUUUUUUUUUCUCCUUGGUCUGAGUUCCUCUGCAUCAAAUUACUCAACUUUCUGUUUACCCGUUCUUGCCUGUGGGGUUUACGGGAGGAGGUUAUGACUCCACAGUGUGCUUAAAAUCUAUGCUAAUUUGAAGUUAAAUCUGUAAUACAGGAACAAGUAGGGUGCAGAUACAAUUUUCUAAUGUUUACCUUUUUUAAAAAAUGUUUUUAACAUUUUUUUUACCUUUUGAAAAAAUUCAAAUUGAAGCAAAAGACAAAACACUGGCUUGAGGUUUUUUAGCAACUUUGUGAGUGGGUGUUUCUUUGGCUGUGUGAUCUGCUGCCUGUUCAGCAUAAAUACAGAUAUAGUUCACCGUUUCUUGUUUGUUGGCGAUGUUUGACUGGUGCCUUCUGUUGGAAGAUGGCAGUAAGUGUUUUUUCAGCUUUUGCU
Messenger RNA from Micropterus dolomieu (smallmouth bass), 1452 nucleotides. RefSeq names its product guanylate cyclase activator 1A (gene guca1aa). The coding region runs from base 67 to 636 and encodes 189 amino acids. The transcript has 4 exons. Gene Ontology annotation, molecular function: calcium sensitive guanylate cyclase activator activity; calcium ion binding. The record is from RefSeq and is a predicted model, not a curated record. NCBI's taxonomy places the organism in Eukaryota, Metazoa, Chordata, Actinopteri, Centrarchiformes, Centrarchidae.